AUGAACGUUACUUGUAUUUAUAUAAUGCCAUUACCAAGUUGGGAAGCUCGGCGGCAUCGCCGUGCGCUUCUCCUUCGCCGUAAUCAAGUAACAACAGUUGAUCUAAGAUAUGAUAUAGAAAUGACAGUGGAAGGUGCACUUCUACCAAGUGAUGUUAAUGAAUAUAAUACCGAAGAAUUGUCUCAUGAGAACUAUCGACGAAAUACACCAUCAGUACAAGAUUGGGCUGCAGCAUUAAUGAUAUUUAAAACUCGUCGUUCUCAAAAUAACAAAGAUAUGGAUUAUAUGUAUCGACUACUUCGAAUAAAUCCUAGUAGCUAUUGUGUUAAUGUUUCUAAAUCAUGGGCAUCUAUCAGACGUUGUUUAACUAAUGAUGAUUCCCUAUCGUUAUAUCAAAAUUAUUAUUAUUGUCCUGUUUGUAUUACAUUAUCAUCAACAGAAUCAUGUGCUUGUGGUGUAGAAACAACAGCAACAGUUUCUUAUUCAUCAAUUAUAAAACAAAUACAACAAAUAUUAUCAAUCAAGGGAACGUAUACCAGGAUGUGUGAAAUGCGUGAUCGUAUUCUACAAAUGUAUUCAUAUACAGACUAUGUUCGUAUCUUACAAUUAUGUCCAGAAUCAUCAUUUACAUUAACUGUUAAUUCAGAUGGAAUUGAAGUGUGGCCGUUUAUGCUCGCAUUCAAUGAACUUCCAUUAUCGGAACGUUUUUCAUUAAGAAAUAUUGUAUUACCAUUGAUAUGGCCAACUGGUACAUUGCCUAAAUAUAAACAAAUUCAAGUAUCAAUAAAAUUAAUGGUUGAUGAAUUAUUAAAAAUUAGAAAAUGGUUAUGA
Didymodactylos carnosus is the source of this 831-nucleotide messenger RNA. Lineage: Eukaryota; Metazoa; Rotifera; Eurotatoria; Philodinida; Philodinidae. The record is from the annotation of a GenBank genome assembly.